This is a messenger RNA of Marasmius oreades (fairy-ring Marasmius), 1005 nucleotides long. RefSeq lists its product as uncharacterized. Bases 243 to 752 code for a protein of 169 amino acids. Lineage: Eukaryota; Fungi; Basidiomycota; Agaricomycetes; Agaricales; Marasmiaceae. The transcript is spliced from 2 exons. The record is from RefSeq and is a predicted model, not a curated record.
CUGGCUUUCUGUUUUCCAAUCAACAACUUCCGUAAUAUCUCAAGUAGUCUUCCCUUGGCCAAUGAUAUCGUUUCGUUUGUGGCUUGGAGCCAGCAGGAGAGCCCCCACAUGUGGGUGCUAAAUGAUGUCAUUUCCAUAGGACUCCACUGACGCACUACCAACGCAAAACCCUUAUAAUCUGCAAGUUCUCCGGAUUCCUCCUUCUCAAGAAACCAAUACACAAAUCCUUUCCAAGUUCUCUAAUGCCUCUCUUCAAAUCUCACAACGAACCAGAACCAGUCCAUCACUCGACCAACAACAGCUCGCCCUCUCGCAAAGGCACUCUCUUCGGUCGUCGUCGUUCGGUGUCAUCCGAACGUUCUCCCAACGAACACAAUCACUCUCAACGAGGAGGUGGCCUAUUCGGUAAUAGCCACCGACGUUCUUCUUCCUCCGAUGGUUCUCCUACCCACCCAGGUACGGGAAGCGUACGUUCAGGAGGCUCAGGUGGAUUCUUUGGUCUUGGUGGCCACAACUCUGCAGGGAACGACCCUAGUAUCAUGGCUGCACGACAAAAAGUCCAAGAAGCUGAACAGGCUGAGAGGGAAGCCGAUCACGCCUUGAAUGCUGCUAGAGCUUCGGUACGGGAAGCUCGAGAGCAUGUCAGGUUCCUCGAAAAAGACGCUGCUGACGAUGCGCGACGUGCCAAAGCUAAGCAAGCUGAAGCCAAAGUUGUCAGCAAGACAGCUCGUGCCCUUGGUCGUCACGGUUGAGGAUCUCUCUCCUUAUAUCCACUCCAUACCCAGAUUAUAUUACCGUCAUGCGGUUAAACUGACUAAUUUUGGACAUUUAAAUUCCUUCACGUCUGGUUUCUCUACCUCAUUACUACUGUCAAUCGUGCCACUCCAAGUAUACCCUGCGGUUAGUGUAUCCAAAUGUACCGUUAUAAUGCUAUGUAUUCCCAUUUAUCUGUUAGCGUUCAAUCAAUUAUCGCCUUCACUAGAACCGGAGGCAAGUGCGGCCCCC